AUCUUGUACGGUACAACUCUAAGUAUAGGGUCCCGACCCCCCACACUUUCUGUUCAUACUAUGCUCAAAAAAAGAAAAGCAAUUAAUUUCACUAAUUAAUUGAAUUCGGUAUCAUCAUCUUUUUUUCUGUUCGCGUAUUGAAUUUUUUUUUUUUUUAAUUCUGCAAACCUACAUUUUCGCCCUAUAUUUAUUGCAGUAGUCUCCCCUUUUUCUCCGCUGCUGAAAUUAUUUCGGAUCAGAAUCUGAAUUCCUAUCGAUAGAUACGUAUAUAGAUUGAUAUACACGUAUAUGGCGAUUCCAGCCGCAAUUGUUGUUCUUCCGUUGGGCGUUCUCUUCUUCGUUUCUGGGCUCGUCGUUAAUUUAAUCCAGGCAGUAUGUUAUGUGCUAAUAAGGCCGGUGUCGAAGAACACUUAUAGGAGGAUAAAUCGGCAGGUGGCAGAACUUUUAUGGCUCGAGCUUGUGUGGCUCAUCGAUUGGUGGGCUGGUGUGAAGAUCGAGUUGUACGCUGAUUCUGAAACCUUUAAAUUGAUGGGUAAAGAACAUGCACUUGUCAUAUGUAACCACAAAAGUGACAUUGAUUGGCUCGUUGGAUGGGUUUUGGCUCAGCGAUCAGGUUGCCUUGGUAGCACAUUAGCUGUUAUGAAGAAAUCAUCAAAGCUCCUUCCUGUGAUAGGAUGGUCUAUGUGCUUCUCUGAGUAUCUCUUUCUUGAAAGAAGCUGGGCAAAGGAUGAAAGCACCUUAAAGUCCGGACUUCAACGACUGAGUGAUUUCCCUCGUCCAUUUUGGCUGGCACUUUUUGUUGAGGGUACUCGCUUCACUCAGGCAAAACUUUUAGCCGCUCAAGAAUAUGCAUCCUCAGCAGGACUACCUGUUCCAAGAAAUGUUUUGAUUCCUCGAACGAAGGGUUUUGUUACAGCGGUAAGUCAUAUGCGGCCAUUUGUUCCAGCCAUUUAUGAUGUGACUGUUGCUAUUCCGGAAACAUCUCCCCCGCCAACCAUGCUAAGACUCUUUAAGGGGCAGCCCUCUGUGGUUCAUGUCCACCUUAAGAGACACUUAAUGAAGGAUCUGCCAGAAACGGACGACGAAGUUGCACAAUGGUGUAGAGAUAUUUUUGUUGAAAAGGAUAAGUUAUUGGACAAACAUAACUCUGAGGGCUCCUUCGGUGAACAACUGCAAGACUUUGGGCGCCCAGUGAAGUCCCUUUUGGUUGUGAGUUCCUGGGCAAUUUUGCUUAUCUUGGGGGCUCUGAAAUUUUUUCAAAGGGCCUCACUUUUCUCAUCAUGGAAAGGCAUCACGUUUUCAGCGAUUGCUUUAGCACUCAUCACGUUUCUUAUGCAAGUCUUGAUUCAGUUCUCUCAGUCGGAGCGGUCAACCCCUGCCAAAGUAACCCCAGCUAAGCCUAAGAAGAGUGGGGAAGAGACACAAGAGAAACAGCUGUAAGUGAACUAUUUUUCUUGGAUAAAAUUAAUCGGUUGGCCUCGUUAUUAAUAUAGCGUAUCCUCUGAGCCAAAUUUGUAUUGUCCAACGAGGUACUUUUGUCCAUUUAUUAUUGGUUGUAAUAUUGUAACAUUCGAACGUGCUCGUGCUCUCUGAUUUUUGUAUGGACACAAACAGGCUGUAUGCAUAUUAGUUCAUUAAUUAUGUCAGGACUAGAGAAAGAAAAGAAAAAAUUAUUACCUGCUUCUGUUCUAGGUUUAGUAUGAAUGCAUUGUUGCGGAUUUAUUUA
Molecule: messenger RNA, 1726 nt
Organism: Erythranthe guttata (spotted monkey flower)
Lineage: Eukaryota; Viridiplantae; Streptophyta; Magnoliopsida; Lamiales; Phrymaceae
Product: 1-acyl-sn-glycerol-3-phosphate acyltransferase 2
Cellular component (GO): endomembrane system
Molecular function (GO): 1-acylglycerol-3-phosphate O-acyltransferase activity
Source: RefSeq, a predicted model, not a curated record